Lasiosphaeria miniovina is the source of this 1089-nucleotide messenger RNA. RefSeq names its product S-adenosyl-L-methionine-dependent methyltransferase. Bases 1 to 1089 code for a protein of 362 amino acids. The transcript has a single exon. NCBI's taxonomy places the organism in Eukaryota, Fungi, Ascomycota, Sordariomycetes, Sordariales, Lasiosphaeriaceae. Gene Ontology annotation, molecular function: S-adenosylmethionine-dependent methyltransferase activity. The record is from RefSeq and is a predicted model, not a curated record. Gene Ontology annotation, biological process: mitochondrial respiratory chain complex I assembly. Gene Ontology annotation, cellular component: mitochondrion.
AUGCGGCUGAACGUUGCCCGAGCCGUCUGCAGGCCGCAGACGUGUCUGCAGCGGCCACUUGCACCACCACUGCUUAGAACCGCGAGCGCCGCGGCGCGGCGAAGCUACGCGUUCCAGGCGGCGGGCAGCCCCGUCUUCGACGUCUUCAACCGCAAGACGAAAUGGCUGCAGAGGGAGCGCGCGGCCGCCCACGUCGAGCAAAGCCGGCAGGCCGACUACUUGAAAGAUGAGGUCGCGGCGCGCGUGUGCGAGCGGCUGCUGGACAUCAAGCGCCACUUCCCGCGCGUGCUGGACUUUGGCGCCAACUCGUGCAACGUCGCCCGCGCCCUGGCCGCCGACAACCCGGACCCCGACCCGACCAUGCCCGUGUCACCGCCGCUCGCCGCCAAGAUCUCGGAGUUGGUGGCGGCCGACUCGUCCGAGACCGCGCUGUACCGGGACGCCGACCUGCCCUUCAACGAGAACGGCCAGAUGCGCGUCUCGCGCCACGUGCUGGGCGACGCCGAGAGCCUCCCGUACGAGCCGGCGUUGUUCGACAUGGUGCUGAGCAGCAUGAGCCUGCACUGGGUCAAUGACCUACCCGGGGUGCUGGCGCAGAUCAACCGGGUGCUGCGGCCCGACUGCCCGUUCAUCGGCGCCAUGCUGGGCGGCGACACGCUAUUCGAGCUGCGCACGGCGCUGCAGCUGGCCGACACGGAGCGGCGGGGUGGCAUGUCGCCACACGUGUCGCCGCUGGCCGACACGCGCGACGUCGGCGGCCUACUACAGCGCGCCGGCUUCAAGAUGCUAACGGUCGACGUCGAGGACAUCAUCGUCGACUACCCGGACUCGUUCGCCCUGAUGCAGGACCUGCAGGCCAUGGGCGAGAGCAACGCCAUCCUGGGCCGCGAGAUGGGCGCCCUGAGCCGCGACGUGCUCCUCGCCGCCGACGCCAUCUACCGCGAGCUGCACGGCAACGACGACGGCACCGUCCCGGCCACCUUCCGCAUCAUCCACAUGAUCGGCUGGCAAGAGUCGGCCGACCAGGCAAAGCCGCUCCCGAGGGGCAGCGGGCAGAUUAACCUCAAGGACUAUCUGGAGAAUAAAUGA